Carassius carassius (crucian carp) is the source of this 1768-nucleotide messenger RNA. RefSeq names its product VRK serine/threonine kinase 3 (gene vrk3). The record is from RefSeq and is a predicted model, not a curated record. Bases 207 to 1652 code for a protein of 481 amino acids. Gene Ontology annotation, molecular function: protein serine/threonine kinase activity; ATP binding. Lineage: Eukaryota; Metazoa; Chordata; Actinopteri; Cypriniformes; Cyprinidae. The transcript has 15 exons. Gene Ontology annotation, cellular component: cytoplasm; nucleus. Gene Ontology annotation, biological process: signal transduction; peptidyl-serine phosphorylation.
GCCGUAAUACGUCACCUGCAAAUCAUCACGUGACUCGCGUCAAUUCCAGCGCUUCGGUCGCAACAGUCCGUAAGAUAUCUGUUGAAGGCUGAUUCCGCAGUCACAACAUUUGGAAAUAUCGUUGGAGGAGCUUUUCCUCGGGUCCUUACUGUCAUAACAUUUCACCGAGGGACAUUUCCACCCAGCCCGACUAAUUCGCCAUCACAAUGCUGAACUUCUGUCCUCAGUGUGGCUCAAAGUUACAGUCUGGUUUCAGGUUCUGUCCAUCGUGUGGUGGGAGACUUCCAGAAGACCCACCAGAAACUGUAGAUUCACAGCCAGCCGAACCACACCCAGACUCCGUGCUUUCAGCUGUGAGCGCCAUGGAAGUCGAUUAUGCUGGAGAUUCCUCACAGUCUGCACUGAAUCGCCCUCCUUUGUACUCAACACGGCGAAAGACUUUGAGUGGCACAGCCGAGCACUCUUUAGAUAAGAAGUCACUGAAAUCUCCACGAAAAGGAAAGGCAUCCCCCCGGGUUAAAGAACAAGAGGAGGUUAAACAAACUUUUCCACUUACAUUUCAAACUCCAGAUAAGACAUCUACGAUGUCCCCUCGAAAACACAAGGCUUCCCCCCAGGUUAAAGAUGAGGAUGCGAAACAAACAUCUUCAAUUAUUCAAAGCCCGACCAAAUGCAAAGCUAGGAAGCGAGUGUGUGCUGUUGAGCCUGUCCCAGAGGGUACAGUGGUUUGUGACCAGUCCAGCAAAAAGUGGAAGCUGGUUGAACUUCUGUGGCAAACUGAAUUAGAUCUGACAUAUGCAGUCUGCCAGGCGAAUCAGCAUGCAGACUCAAAUGAUUGCAAGUACAUGUUGCGACUGGGGGCUAAAGAGGGACACCUGUUUAAUGAGCAGAACUUUCAUCUGAGAGCAGCCAAACCUGAUGCAGUGGAGAAAUGGUUGAAAUUGCACAAAUUGGACUUCCUUGGGAUUCCAUCCUGUGUAGGGUUCGGUCUUCAUGAAGCAUACAGGUUUUUAGUUUUUCCUAGCAUGGGUCAUACUCUACAGACAGUCAUGGAUGAAGGGAAUAAUACUCUAUCUGAGAAAGCUGUGCUCCAGCUUGCAUUGCGAAUAUUGGAUGCACUGGAAUUCAUCCAUGAGAAGGAAUAUGCCCAUGCAGAUAUCCAUGCUGGAAAUAUUUACAUCAACACUGACAGCCACACAGAGGUUUUCUUGUCAGGCUUUGGUCUUGCAUUUAGGUUUUGCCCUGGUGGAAAUCAUGUGGAGUACAGACAGGGUAGCCGCACCGCACACCAGGGUAACAUCAACUUCAUCAGCGUGGACUCUCACAAGGGAGCUGGUCCCUCUCGUCGUAGUGACCUGCAGUCUCUGGGUUACUGUAUGCUGUACUGGAUGACAGGCUCACUACCAUGGAGUCAGCUCUCUCAAACAAGCUCGGCCAUUGCUGCAGAGAAGGAGAAGUAUAUUUCUGAUAUCACUGGACUUUUGAGUGGUCAUUACAAACAGAAGAAAGCUUCAGGUGCUUUACAAAAAUACCUAUCUAAUGUGAUGAGCCUGCAGUAUACUGAGAAACCAGAUUACACACUUCUGAAAGCUGGGCUAUAUGAGAGCUUACAGAAGAUGGGUGGGAGUCUGAAUGAAUCCCUGAAUUUGUAGGUGAAAGCAUACUGACAAGAGUUGACAGGUGUGGAAUGUGGAUUUAAUGUUUUCAUGGAAUGUUUCAGAAAGCUUUAAUGUUUUACAAGCAACUUUUAUUACAGUUUUUACAAGGA